Molecule: messenger RNA, 2756 nt
Organism: Mauremys reevesii (Reeves's turtle)
Lineage: Eukaryota; Metazoa; Chordata; Testudines; Geoemydidae
Gene: CCDC33
Product: coiled-coil domain containing 33
Exons: 24
Coding region: 16-2604 (862 amino acids)
Cellular component (GO): peroxisome
Source: RefSeq, a predicted model, not a curated record
GUACAGAGUCUGGGCAUGAUCCAGAGCCUGGAGGAGCAGGUGACUGAGCUGCCUGGUGAGCCUGACCAAAGAGCCUUCCCAGAGCUAAGGAAUGACUCUGCAGAUGAAGUGCACUCCUCCUUCUCUCCCCCUUCCUCGCCAGCUGUGCCAAGGGGAUUGCUGAGCAGUGCCAGUUUCCACCUCUCUUCACCAGGACACAGCCCCGAGCUGGGAUCCCAGGACCCCUUCACUGGGUUGCAGGUAUUAGAGGCACCCUCUGGAAUGGAUGAGGCCGUGCAAACUUCAGAAACCAAUCAUUGGCACCUGGCACACUCUGGGAAGGAAUCCAUCUCUGUCACUCUGCACAGUGCCAGCAACCUGCCGGCCACCCAGAAGGGCAAUGUGCCAUGGCCCUAUGUCACUGUUAAAAGCAGCUCGGAUGUUGAAAAGAAAAGGGAAGCCCAAGGGGUGACUCAUGUGUCCUCUGAGCCUACACACUCUCCAACCUGGGAGGAGAAGGUGACUGUGGAAAUUGAUGCAGAAGAUGCAGGCCAUGAAGCUGUGAUCCUGACUGUGGCCGACAAAAUCACCAAGGAGGUGCUAGUGAGCUACAAGAUUCCUGUGAGGUACCUCCGAUCGUUCCACCACUACCAUUUGAGACUGGUGCUGCCAAGGAAGAAGGACCCCUUGGGGACAAGUCUGUAUGCUACAGUUGUUCGUAAAGGCAGCCUCAUCCCACGUUAUGUUGGAAUGAAUUACACUGGCUUGGAGGUUUUCCUCCAGGGAAUGAAGAAUCCUCUAGCAGAUCCCCAAGGUCCUAUCAUAGCCAUUGCCAGAGUGGUGAACAACUUUAAUGCAUACAGAAAAGCCAUGAAGAUGCGGCCCUCUACCUCUCCUGCGGUUGAUUUAACCACUGUCAUGUUUCCAGACCCCUCCAUGGUGGCAUUCGAUGUUCUCCGAGUCACCAACCAAGGAUAUCCCCAGGUCACCCAACCUGGUGGACCCCCAGAGAAACCAACCUGGAACUCCUCCUUCCUCUUCCAAGGCAGGGAUGGGGCCACCCUCUUCUCAGAUGAUAGCAGCUUGGUGAUCGAAUACUAUCCGUACAAAACAAUGUCAGAAACAGAAGCUGAGAACAAGUCAAAGCCUUUGGGUUACUCCGUGUUGCCCCUAACCAACCGUGUGUAUCGGAGUCUUGUGGCAGAGAGCAACCGGAGUGGGGUUCGUGUGGAUGAUGUUCCAGUCCAGGGCACUAAUCUGAGAACCACAUCUGGUGCUGUUCCAACCGUUCAACUCUGCAUGCAGCUGAUCGACUCAGAGAGACCGGAUAUGUUUCUCACAUUGUCCAUCACUGACACUCUUCCUAACCUGGAUCCCAAACUCCUGGGGAAGAUUGGGGCGAUCAGAGAGCCCUGGGCACAAUCUUCCUCUCUUGUACCAUAUGCUUCCAUCAAAGGGGACAAAUCAAAGUUAGCACUUCAGCCCCCGGACGAGGUGGCCCCCAUUGAGCUCGAACGCAAAAAGUCCCAUGUCAAUCUGUUGUUGCUUAACCAAGAUAAUGACAUCUCCCUCCCGCCCCCUGAGGCUGUAGCUGAGAUUCUGCCAGAUAAGCAAAUGCUCCUAUAUGAACAGGCAGCCGCCCCAGCAGACAGUGAUGUGGAUGAUGCGGACAUGCUCAGAAGAACCCAUGAUGUGACCAGGUUCCAUCUGGAUCAGCAGGAGCUAGAUAAUUACCGUACGGCCAUGAAGAAGAUGGCGGACGAUAUCCUGUCUCUGCGCAGGCAUGUUGCCAGCCUGGAGGCAGAGAACAGCACCCUGCGCCGCAACCUGAGCAUGCAUGAGGAAGUGGGCCGCACACUGCUGAACGAUGUGGACGUGGAUGUCAUGACCAAGGUGGAGAUAGUUGACAGGAUAGUGGCCCUCAAGCACAAACUGGCUGCUGGGACAGUGGAAAUGAGCAGGAUGAAGGACCGGGUGCAACAGCUGCAGAAUGAGCUGAUCCGGAAGAAUGACCGGGAGAAGGACCUGGUGAUGCUGCAACGAGCCCAUCAGCAACAGCAGACAGUGCUGAGGAAGUACCAGGAGAAAGUCACCAAGAUGAAAGCCCUGGAGGAUACUGUACGGCAGCAAGAGAGGGUGAUUGAGAAGAUGGAGCGCAUGCUGGAGGAGAAGGUGCCAGAGGCUGCUAGGACCUGUGAGCAACUGUUGGCUGAUAGCUUCUCCAAGGAGUUCUACUCCACCCUGUUAGCUGAGAACAUGAGACUGCGGGAGGAGCUGAGCAGAGCCCACUACCGCUCUUCCCCCAUCAUCCUGCAGCAGCAAGCCUUGCCGGACAUGUUCUCCACCAACUCAGAGAAGCUGUCUUUGCUGGCCAAGGUGGAGAAGGCGCAAGGUCGCAUUCGUGUCCUGGAAAGCCAGCUGGAGGAGUCUGCGAGGAAAUGGGGGCGGGAGAAGCAGGACCUCAGCACCCGGCUCCUGGAGCAAGAGCACGGCUUUGGGCGGUCAUCCAGCACCAUCCUGCAUGAUUUCUCAUUGGCUCCAUCACUCCUGGUUGGCCAGGGCCCACUUCACCUAAGCUCUUUGACUUCUCCCCAUAUCACAGGGGGGCUGUUGUCAGACUUGUGACUUCCCAGUCUUGUAGGGUGGCUGCAUUUGUUGAUUGGGAAAACUUCACCAGAUCCCACAACACAUAUCAAGAGGCACCAAACGCUUGAUCCUCUGCCCUAGCACCUUCUGCAAGAUGGACUUAUUGGCAGUGCUGGGGAAAGACUGUGAAU